AUGCAACAUGUGGGCACAAGUGUUGCUGCAUCUUGCGAAAGUCAAGUCCCUAGAAUUCCGCCAAAGAAACCAUUCGUCCACAACCUCGUGCAUCGACCUAUCAGGAAAUCCACCUACGGCUUUGUCAUUCCAGAACCGCAGCCACGUACUUUUGAAGAACUUCAUACGGAACGUGUAUAUCUCCUAGCUUGUCUCCAACAGGAGAAUGAAAAGGCAACGCAACUUCUCAAAAGAAUCUUACCGUUGGAGGAAAUUUUAGUGCUCGCACAGGUAUCCCAUGAACGCAAAGAAGCCAAGAAAACUCUGGGUUGGUUAAGAUAUCGUAUCAAGGAGACGACUCUUCAAGAGAAGGCCAUCCUGGCGCGGCUAGGCCAGUUGUCAUACGAAAUUCAAUCUCGAGAAAGGUGGACCCAGGUUGAAAGCGAGCGACAGCAGCAAUCCCAAUACGCUAAGGAUGGAUUGUCUCAAGGGAUGCAAAACUUGCAACUCAAUACACGGUGGACCGAGUUUCAACCCCGAAAGUACGAUUCUAUGCCUCAUGCUACAUCGGUACCGCAGCAGUAUCACAGAUGCGAAGCAAACACUUCGCAGCCAUCUAUCCAGAGUUAUGCCUCGGAGCCACCUGCUCACAACAACAGCUCACUCGAUGGUCUCUCAGAGGGAGAGAAUUCGGAACAGCGGAUUAUGGCAAAGGAAGAUGAGACUGUGCAAAGGCCUCCCACGAGUCGUCGUUCUUCGUCUAUGAACCGUGCUGAGCCUCCUAUUUUGGUCACGGACCCUUUAUGCGUAUCAAUCCCAGGGUCUAAGCGUCACAGUCUAUGA
This is a messenger RNA of Amorphotheca resinae ATCC 22711, 822 nucleotides long. RefSeq lists its product as hypothetical. The record is from RefSeq and is a predicted model, not a curated record. Bases 1 to 822 code for a protein of 273 amino acids. Lineage: Eukaryota; Fungi; Ascomycota; Leotiomycetes; Helotiales; Amorphothecaceae. The transcript has a single exon.